CCUGUUUCUGCGCAGUCUGACCAACAGAAUCAUGACAACAAUAAAAUGGUGUUGUGCCGCCUUGCUUCAAACCUCACAUCUUCGCUAUCACAUGUCGGAAGGUGCUUCGAAUGCCCCCUCUACUCGCGACUCUUCUCCCUAUUCCAACCCAGUCUCGCCAACAAACACUUCACCGAAGACCAUAUUGUCGUGCCUCGCUGGUCCAAAAUAAUUAUCAAGACAACGCAUGUCCGUCUUGUCAUGUCCUGUCUUGCCCCCCUUGCCAUGUUUCGAAAAUCACAACUACCAUAUAUUACCCACAUGUUGCCUUUCCGAGCGAGACUUCUCCCUAUUUCAACCCAACCUCCUCCGACAGACGCAUACAAGUAUAGCUAUGGCGUCGUGCCGUGUCGUGCCGUGUCGUGCCGCUCGCCCGUUCAAAAGCUCGCAAUUUCAGGCUCCAUGGCGGAAGUGCUUCGAAAGCCCCGCUUUACGUCCGGACACUCUUCCCUCUUCUGUGACGGUAUUUCACAGGCGGAAUUAAACAAUGUAAUGGGAAGACGAAAAAAACUCGAACUGGUGGGUUGAUGGGAGAACCGGGAGUCAAAUUCCAACACUCAAGACACCAUGUGAGGGAGACGAAAAGAACUCGAACUGGUGGGUUGAUGGGAGGACUGGGAGUCAAGUUUCAACAAUCCAGACCUUCUUAUGGGAAGACGAAAAGAACUCAAACUGGUGGGUUGAUGGGAGGACUGGGAGUCAAAACUGUACAAGUUAUGCAUGGCAUGAGGGAGGGAUGAGGUGCGUUUGGAG
Messenger RNA from Aaosphaeria arxii CBS 175.79, 792 nucleotides. RefSeq lists its product as uncharacterized. NCBI's taxonomy places the organism in Eukaryota, Fungi, Ascomycota, Dothideomycetes, Pleosporales. The transcript has a single exon. Bases 46 to 567 code for a protein of 173 amino acids. The record is from RefSeq and is a predicted model, not a curated record.